CCACUCACCACUCUCUGCUCUCUAAGCUGUUCGGAUAUCGAGCUCCGCUCUCUGCUCCACUCUCCGCCUGAAUCUACGCUGUUCCUGGGGCUUGUUUGAAAGUAACUCGAAACCUUUUAAAUGGCUGACUCCCCCCUGAACAACUCCUGGCCGUCCUUUUCUAAGUUCUGGAUGAAGAGAUGGUCAUUUAAGAAAGAAUGCAAGCAGUUCCCCCACUCAUUCCCCCAGGUUCCGGAGAGCUCGCCCCCGGCUCGGACAAAAUCCGAAUCGCGGUCCAACUCGCUGAAUGAGGUGGAGGAGAUGUACUUCCACAGGAUGGCAGAGGACAAGGAUGAUGCCUUCCUGGAUUACGAUGACUCAGCGACAGACGCCACGAGCAGCACCGAGGACAUUCCCUUCCUGGAGUCAUCGGCCUCCUUUGGAGAGCUCCGCCUUUCCCCCUGCCCGGCGGCCAGCAGUUCGGAGGACAUCGCCGGAGCGGAGAGGAGCUCGGCCUGCCUCUCGCAACCCGUCGUCACCGGUAAGAAGAGUAAGAUGUUACCCCGACUAGCAGCAGUUGCCGGGCCUUCGCGGCAAGCGGCGGCCACGAACGAUCGCUCGCUGGGCCAGGAGGGCGGCGGAUGCACGCCCAGCCGCGGACACGGGGAGGAUGAGCAGAACAACGCGUCCGACACCGAGAAUGCGAUGGACAGCGAAGAUCUGGAUUCAUUCCCUUUGCUCAUCAGGUCCAUGUCCACCUCCAGGAGGCACAGCUGGGAGGGACCUUUAUCUCCGUCACUGCCUGGAGAUGCAAGGAGAAGGCUCAGCCUCGAUCUGCUGGGGAUCGACAGCGACGGUGAGGGUGACGGAGAGGAGGAAGAUCAGCUGGAGACCUCCCAGGACGCCUCCGCCUACGACUUGGUGCCAUCCCACAUCGCCGGGACCAACGGCAGAGAGGACACCAGGCAGGCGACUGGAAUUCAAGCGGGGACCAGCUUCACCUUGCCUGAGCAGGAGAUGCAGAGAACAGAAAUGAGGCCUCGGCUGAAUGCCAGCACUUCCUAUUCCUCCAUGGGGAUUCAACAUCGCGCUUCCCGGAACAUGGCUGCACCCCAGUGUAGAGAAACAGAAUCCGAAACGUCCCCAGAGAAUCAAGAGGAGAAAGAAAAUCUGAAGCCUGACCACUUGUUGGUUCAACAAGUGCUGCAAGAACUGAAGGCCUAUCAUGGUGCAAGAACAUCGGCGGGAUCUGUACAGAUGCGCCCCCCUGCCUCCUCACACGAUCUCACUUGGAUGGAAUUCCUUGCCGAAAAAGAGGACGGUGACAAAACCGAUCGACCCGAGAAAGGAACAAAAGUGAAAAGAACAUUAAGUUCCCUCAAGAACAGGGUGACUGGCUCCUUCAAAGAUAAGGGUAAGACCAAAGAGAAAGAAAAGGAAAGUCCAAAAGAAAAGAGAAAGUGUAACAAUGGCCACGAGUUAGUGCCUGGAACCUUUUCCAGCUUCACCAACUGCACACUGUGCAGCAAAGCGCUGAGCAGUAAAACCGGUUAUCAGUGUGUGAACUGUGCUGUGAAUGUACACAAAAACUGCAGGAACCUUCUAGCUGAAUGCAGUACUUCCAAGAGCAAGCUAAAGGACUCCCAGCAGAAACUUACAGGAAAUCCACAGAGCACAACCCAACAAGCAUCUUCAGCGAGGGAGCAACCACCACGGUGUGCACAACUGGUUGCGGAUGGCACGCCCGGUGGAGUGCGGAAUAUCGGCAUGACCAUUCCACCAAGACGACCUUCCCAACCUUCUUCGUUUAGUGUCAACAGCGUCAGCAAAGACGGAGUAACUGCAGGGGAGAUGGAGCAGGAGGUGGAGAAUGGAAUCCCAAGAGGAAAACCAUGGACUGAGGAAACUCCAAGCCUGGUUUCAUCAUCUGCUGAAUCGCUUGUGGCAGAAGACACCAUUUACGCUUCACUGAAGGCAGAGUUGGAGGUAGAUGGCCAGGAGUUUGAGGCUGAAUCAUGGAGUCUUGCAGUGGACCAGGCUUACGCAAAGAAACAGACCAAGGAAGUCAUCAAAAGGCAGGAUGUUAUAUACGAGCUCAUGCAAACAGAGAUGCAUCAUGUCAGAACGCUGAAAAUUAUGCUGCAUGUAUAUUGCCGGGGGAUGGAGGAGGAGCUUCAGUUAAGUGACCAGCACACUGUGAACAGAAUCUUUCCCUGCUUGCGCCGGCUACUUGAAAUCCACAAAACCUUCUUCUCCCGCUUGAAGGAACGGCGGAAAAGUUGCUUGGAAGAAGGGAGUGAACGGAAUUACCUCAUCCAGAAAAUUGGAGAUGUCCUCACACAACAGUUCUCAGGUGAAUGUGGAGAUGAAAUGAAGGUGCAGUACGGGGACUUCUGUGGCCAGCACCAUGAGGCGGUGACCUAUUACAAAUUGAUGUACCAGCAGAACAAGAAGUUUCAGAACCUGAUCAAGAAAUUAAGUAACUAUUCUGUGGUGAGGCGCCUCGGAGUGCAGGAGUGCAUUUUACUGGUCACUCAGCGCAUUACAAAAUACCCUGUCUUAGUGGAGAGAAUUAUUCAGAAUACUGAAGCUGGCUCAGAGGAUCACGAAGAGCUGCCGAAGGCAUUGGUGCUAAUAAAGGACACAAUAACAGACGUGGACGACAGAGUGAGCUUGUGUGAGAAAGCUCGGCGCUGGAAGGAGAUUGUCAAUAGGAUGGAUAUCAAGUCGACGGCCAAGCUGAAGAAUGGAAGCACAUUCCAUAAAAUGAACAUGCUGCGAACAAAGAGGAAACUCCUGUACGAAGGCGUUGUGUGCUGGAAGGCUGCGUCUGGGCGGCUAAAAGAUAUUCUGGCUCUCCUUUUAACAGAUGUGAUUCUGCUACUUCAAGAAAAGGACCAGAAGUAUUUGUUUGCUACUGUGGACCAGAAGCCAGCUGGCAUCUCGCUGCACAAGCUGAUUGUCAGGGAAGUGGCCAACGAGGAGAAGGGAAUGUUCCUCAUCAGUGCUUCAGACGAGGGCCCCGAGAUGUACGAAAUCCACACAAAUUCCAAGGAGGAGCGAAAUACUUGGAUGGCCGUUAUUCGUGAUGCUAUAUGCAGGUACCCAAUUGAAGAGGCCGCAAACCUUGGUGAGCAAGAGGAGGAAUGGCGACAGGAUGAGGGACGAGCUGCUCGAAUCAAAGAACUUCAACAGCAUCUGAGCACGAAGGACGAUGUGCUCAGGAGGACCCUGACCGAGAAGUUGGACAUUUACAAUGAAAUAGCGGAAGUCAAUGGUUACCUGGACACGGGAAGGCAAUGUGCACUGCUUCGAUCUGACACCGUGGAGUCCCAGCGGGGAGAUAUUGUGUUCACCGAGGUGUUGAAAGAAGUUGAAAAGCUUCAGAGCUUUAUUGCCUGUCAACCCUACAACAUACACUGGCAGUUAGAAGACAGCCUGGGGUCCUCGGGGUUGCCACGCAGAGCAGAGACUUUUGGAGGCUACGACAGCAGUUCAGCUAAUCUAAUCAAAGAGGGCUCCAUCAAGAAAAAGUCGAACACGUUGUCUUCCAGCAGUGAGCUGAAGGAGAAAUCUGGAUCUCGGGCAAGUUCGGAUCCCCAGCUGCAGGAGUAUGAGAGUGGACAAAUGAGUGAUCUAGCUUGGUGGUGUAGCAGUAGUAACAGCAGUUUGAUGUGUGAUACAGAGCUGGUCCAGAGUGUGCAGAGACUGACACAUCUGCUUUACAAGCUGAAGGUAAUGAUUGCCCAGCAGGACAGCUACAUUGAGAUGCAGCGGAGUAUGGGUGCGAGCUGGGAGCGGGACAGGCAGUGCCGACCCGCAGGCCCGCGGGGCGGCCAGCUUCUGGAGCAAGAGAAGCAGCGGAACUUCGAGAAGCAGCGCGAGGAGCGGGCAAACGUUCAGAAGCUGCAGAACCAGGUGCGGCUGGAGCAGCAGAAGUGGGAGCGGGACCGUGAUCGGCAGCAGCGGGAGCUGGACCUCCAGAACGCGCGGCUCCUCGGCUCCGAGGACGAGCUCCAGAAGCAGAUGAAGCAGCUGGCUCAGGAGAAGGAGGAGCUGGAGUCCCAACGGCGCAAUUACCAGCAGGAUCUGGAGCGUCUGCGAGAGUCCCAGCGAACGGUCGAGAGAGAGAGGGAGCGCCUGGAACAGCAACAGCGCAAACACCUGAAGCAGAGCUCAGUCGUGUUUUCAUCUGAAGCUGCACAGAUUCCAGGCUUCAUUCAUGCCCACAGCCUUGAUGGAGAGAGAGCUGAAAUGAGCCUCCUACCGCAGAGCGAGCCAGGACUGGCCCAGCAUGGCACCAAGGACCUGGGGCAGUCAAGCACGUUGAUGGAGCACUCCGAGCGAGCUGCUGAAGUCCAUCUUCAGAGGGAGAACAGCAACACCUCCAUGUUUACUCGCACGCCUGAUAUCCGGCAAUCCCUCAUUACGAAACCCCAUGUGCCCAUUCAUCUCGUGAGCACCACCAAUGAAAGUCUGAAGCACACUGGAGUACAACAGAAGAUCCCGACUAAACUUGCCACCUUAAAAGGGGGGAAAGAGAAGGGUGGAAAAGCCAAGGACCGACAAUCCAUUGCUGGAAUGCCCUCUUCAUCGAUGCUUUCCUCAUCAGGGUCAGUCGCUGCGGACUUGAGACAAAACCCGACAAGGUUUUUCGGAAAAGAUGAUGGGGUGCUGAGAAGCCGGAGGUCUUCAAGCCCGGUGAUAGCAAGCAUCCAAGUUCUCUCCCAUCAAGAGUCUGUGGCUCCGAUGGACAUCCAGCCCGAGCCGCAGCCCAUGACAGUGAGCGCUCCAAUGCCAAGUGGAAUGUCCCAGCUCCAGGGCACGCCCGUCACCGCCGUGACAAAACAGACGGACGAUUCUGGCAACCAGAUCAUCUUCUUCUGAACCGUGAGGUGCACAGUCGAAAGUGCUCGCAGUCUCCGGAGAUGGAGAUGGAGCAGGACCCGGGAAAAUCCCAAAACAAGGGUUGUGGGGUGAAGGGGGAGGGAAGGGAAGGAGAUAUAUCAGCAGCGAUCGCAAGAGCAGCCACUGCCGGAAGCAUGCCGACAGUGUCCCGCGCUGACCCGACCAAAACCUCCGCGGGAUCACUGUGGCUCCAGGACCCAACCGCCUGCUGAACACUGCGACACAACUUGCCAUUGUGAUGACUGGCAGCAGGCCCACGGUUGACCCAUUGUACAACCUGCUGUUAAUAAACUUGUACACGCCCUUGCACCUAUUAUCAGGAGAUCGACAGUUUACUUGGAAGGCUGCUUAAAAUUCCAAGCCUCCCUUCCUGGGUCACGGUGCAAAUCCUGGUUGGACGCUGAGGUUAUGGGAUA
Molecule: messenger RNA, 5303 nt
Organism: Leucoraja erinaceus (little skate)
Lineage: Eukaryota; Metazoa; Chordata; Chondrichthyes; Rajiformes; Rajidae
Product: rho guanine nucleotide exchange factor 18-like
Exons: 31
Coding region: 121-4866 (1581 amino acids)
Molecular function (GO): guanyl-nucleotide exchange factor activity
Source: RefSeq, a predicted model, not a curated record